AUUUCCUGCGAUUGCAGCGACGGCCGGCUUCCGCAAAGCGUUGCCCUCUACAGCGCUUCUAAUGGCCGACAAUCUCACGGCAUUUUCCUGGCUUUCGCUCAUAGUAUUUGCCAUCGUUAUUUUCUUUUGCAUUCAUCCCUUGCGAGUUCCAAUACCAUUCACACAUGGCCGGUUCGGCGUCUCCCAUAUUUGGCUGGAUAUAGCCACCGCCCCGAUCGUUGGAAUAUUGGUACUGCUAGCAACCACGAGUAUCAAUGGCCUUGUGCUUCGUGACGGGAUUGUGGGUUCCGAGCACGGCAUCCAACCCUAUUCUGUAGUUUUACUCAUAUUCGCGCUAGCGUACAUAUGUAUCUCUAUCGAUGUAACUGGCUUUUUCGAAUAUGUGGCAUUCCAGGUUACCAAGCGUGGGGGCUCAUCGGGACAUCGAUUGUUCCUCUAUUUAUUUCUUCUCAGUACUAUCAUGACCAUUUUCACUUCGAAUGACGUUGUCGUCUUGACUAUUACCCCAAUAGUGUGUUAUUUGACACAGGAGACAAAAACGGAUCCAAAGGCUUAUUUGGUGUCUACCUUUAUCGUUUGCAAUAUAGCGUCUCUAGCAUUAUACAUUGGCAACCCAACGAACAUCAUUGUGGCGCAAGCAUUCCGCAUCAAUUUUAUUCAGUACUCUGCGUGGAUGGGUCUCCCAACAUUGUUAGCUGUCGGUCUCGCCUAUCUUAUGUGUUUCGUAGUUCUGCGCUCGCAUAUUCCCGUAAAUAUUCCCUCUCCGCCACCGGAGGCCGAAGAGCGUUAUCAAAUUCGAGACAGAUGGGGAGCAUUUAUCGGCUGUGCAGUACUCUUGGCUUGUCUACUUGGUUUGAUGAUUGUACCCAUCUUCGCGGAUGUACCAGUGUGGAUGUUGACUUUGCCCUUUGGGGCGAUCAUGAUUGGGAAAGAUAUGAUUAUGGACCUUACCAGAAACUGCCGGCCGCAAAAGACGGAGCACGAAAAUAUUGAAUUGGGGAGCGGAGGAACGUCAGAAGUCAGAAUGUUGCGGAGAGAGUCUUCCAAUGAGCAGAAUGUAUCCCUGUCGUCUGAAUCCGUGGAAAACAAAGAAUGUCUAAUUGAAAGCAAAGAUGCUAGUGCGGAAGACAACAUUUCAGUGGAGAUGAAUGGAACACAUUCGGGACCAACGAAUUCGGUACGCACGGAGCGUAACAGCGUCGCCUCCGCAUCCUCUCGUGUCCCAGCGCCAUCAAGGUCACGCCUCGGAUCUAGACAGGGGUCUUCGUUGGCGGAAGUGGAAUCCUGUGAUGGUUCGGAUCUGUUAGUCGAGGAGACCCGAAAGAAGUCAUCGAUUGUCAGCCGAAUGAGCGCGUGGAGUAACGCUCUACCGACUGUAUAUCACGUAACCGUAAGGCUCCCGUGGAAAUUGAUACCAUUUGCACUGGGGAUGUUUAUUCUUUGUGAAUCUCUCGCAGCGAAUGGAUGGACUUCUCUCUUGGCGAAAGGGAUGGCACAUCUAAGCGUUGGUGGUCAUAUGAUUCCUAUGGUGUUCUUUACGGGCCUUGUCACCACCGUCGCUUGCAGCGUGCUGAAUAAUCUUCCCAUGACGAUUCUCUUUGCGCGAGUAUUCUCUCAUCCGGACUUUGAUGCGACGAUGCUCUCUAUUAUAGGCUCAUCAGAAGCAGACUCGGCAAGAGUCGUGUACGCUUUGCGAAGAGGAGGCAUGUUUGCGUUAAUAAUCGGCUCGAAUUUCGGGGGAAAUCUAACAUACCUCGGUGCGCUGGCUGGCCUAAUGUGGGAUGACCUGCUGCGGAAACGAGGAAUGGGAAUAAAGCAGACGCAGUUCUUCAUUUGGUGCAUUAUCAUUAUGCCCGUUGUGCUCUUCGGAGCAUUAGCUGUCUUGGUCGCAGAGUUUGCAGUGGAGGGAUAUUAUAUGUAGAAGAUCACCGACGCAGAGGUCCACGUAUUGACUCUAAGAGCGAUUCAUAGAUGUAUUGUACAUUAUGUCCUUUUCUUCCUAUUUAUAUGAAUUACAUGCUUCAUUGUCGAAUGACAGAG
Molecule: messenger RNA, 2040 nt
Organism: Spizellomyces punctatus DAOM BR117
Lineage: Eukaryota; Fungi; Chytridiomycota; Chytridiomycetes; Spizellomycetales; Spizellomycetaceae
Exons: 3
Coding region: 62-1921 (619 amino acids)
Biological process (GO): arsenite transport; transmembrane transport
Cellular component (GO): membrane
Molecular function (GO): arsenite transmembrane transporter activity
Source: RefSeq, a predicted model, not a curated record